AUGCCGACAGACAGUGACGCCUCCAGCGGACUGUCGUCUCCGCAAGACAACAGGGGCAGUGAACUCUCGUCCCAGACUCCGAGUAGCGUAUACCCUCAAACACAGAGCACAGAAUUGUCCAGCCACAAGCGGAAGCGGUCUGAAUCGGUUGAGCCGGAAAAAUAUAGUGAACAUCAACCGUACGAAUACACUCCUUCGCAGCGACCAGAGCCUCACCAUAUGGCCAAUCGAGCACUCCAUGUUCUAGGCAGUGUUGAUCAAAAUGGAGGGGCCUACUACCCGAACCCUAGUCCAGUCAACCAAGAUGGUCAUCCGUGGCCGACUGACAGGCCGGGUCAAGCAUCGAGUUCUUCAAACGGUGUCCGACCGAGUACGUCCGACUCUCAGUUGGCAGAAGCCUUGCAACGGGAAACCGCCGGGCACGAAGAUGCCCAACCAAGAUCGUGGGAUCCAUCGCCGAGUUCAAAUGGGGAUGUGUCCACGGCUGGUGGUCCCAAACGGAAACGCAACUUCAGCAACCGGACAAAGACCGGCUGCUUGACAUGCCGAGCAAGGAAGAAAAAAUGCGAUGAGCAGCACCCGACCUGCGCUAACUGCAUCCGAGGAGGCUUCGAUUGUAAAGGCUACACGCGAACGAACAGACGCCAUAUCUGGCCGGCCAACGGUGGCCCGGCCAGGCCCGUCAUGCCUCUACAGUCGAAAGAUGCGCAAAGUGACGUGUCGGAGGCCCCAACUCCUCAUCCUGGCACGAACUCGGAGCCUUCGGGCGCGAGCCUUCCCGCCGCGCCUUAUGGGACCGGCCACGCGCGGUCAGGGCCAGUUGAAGACCUCGAUGGCCGGCGCCAACAACAUUAUGCGACCAGUCCUUCUGGUAACGAGCCGCGAGGUCAGCUAUCCUAUCCUGGACAGCCACAACAAUGGACACAACAACAAGCCCAACUAUCUUAUACUCCAGAGCAUCUCCCUCCUCUCUCGGAGCUUGGUCGAUCCGAACCAUCUUUGAGUGCGCAAAACAGAGACAUGCCACGACCACCUGCCCAGGGCGCGAUCCAUCCUCAACAUCCGGCGCCUCCUCUUCCUCAACCGUCGUCACAUAUAUCCCCUCGGCAUGCAGUUCUGCAACCAGGCCCACCCACCCUGCCUGCUCCUCCUGCAGGAGCCCAGCAGCAGUCUACCCAUUGGCCUCCUCACCAACCGCCUGAAUAUCGACCGGCCUAUGCCAACGCGCCUGUAGAACAUCAUGAUGCCUCCGGCCGCGGACACGUGCGUAUGCCGUCCACAGGUUUCGAGAAUCCCAAGUCUGGGGCCAGGACCUUCACCAAGGAGGAUGUGGAACGUUCCAAGAUGCUGAGAUGUACGAGCUACAACCAUCACGACCAGACUCUGAUGAAUGAACGUCAACGGUGCAAGACGGCUCUGGCACGAUACAACUCUGCCUGCGCGCUAGAGAAUGCAGCCAGCCCGGAGGAAAUUCACAGCAAGUUGAUGAAAGUGUUCGAUCCGAGCAGAGACAAUACCCACAAGUUUUUCUCUUUCCCUCUCGAGAAAGGCACGCUUGGCCACGGGUCUAGGAUCGAAGCGCCGUUCAAGUGCACCUAUGGUUACAAUAUCAAGAUCAUGGAGGACGUCUUCAUCGGCGAAAAUUGUGAGAUUGACGAUUGUGGAAAGGUCGAUAUUGGGCCUCGGACCUUCAUCGGCUCCGGCGUCACCAUCUUCACGCAAAGCGUGGGCAAGGAUCUGGUCGACCGCAAAGGAACUGGAGCGCCUUGGAUAGCGCAACAAGUCUCGAUUGCAUCGGAAGUGAUUAUUGGGAAGGGCGCUGUCAUCUAUCCUGGCGUGUCAAUUGGGAGAGGUGCUACCGUGGAGCCGUUUGCGAUUGUGCGUGAGUCGCUGGGAGAAUUUCAAACACAAUACGCGGCUGUUGGGCGUCGGGCCUAA
Capronia epimyces CBS 606.96 is the source of this 1938-nucleotide messenger RNA. RefSeq lists its product as uncharacterized. The record is from RefSeq and is a predicted model, not a curated record. Gene Ontology annotation, molecular function: DNA-binding transcription factor activity, RNA polymerase II-specific; acetyltransferase activity; zinc ion binding. Bases 1 to 1938 code for a protein of 645 amino acids. The transcript has 2 exons. NCBI's taxonomy places the organism in Eukaryota, Fungi, Ascomycota, Eurotiomycetes, Chaetothyriales, Herpotrichiellaceae. Gene Ontology annotation, biological process: regulation of DNA-templated transcription.